AUGGGCAUGUGCACGCUGGUGGAGGCCAUCGGGCUGUGGCAGCUGCAGGCGUCAGGCGCGUCGGCCAUCCUGACGGGGCAGAAGGAGACGGCGCCGGGGGGACAGAGCUGCCGGCUGCUCAAGGGGAGCGACGUCUUCCACGAGCAUGCGCCGCUGGCUGGCAAUGAGGAGCAGAUGGCGCAGGACGGGACGCCGGAGUGGAGGAUCAAGCCCGAGCAGGAAGAGGGGGUGCUCUGCUACUUGAAGACCGCCGACCACGUCGACAAGACGUCGAAGUGGAUCGACAGGCUGAUGCGGUGGAACCACGUGGCUCUGAAGCCGUUGCGCAAGGUGGUGUGCGGGGGCCUAGUAGUGCUGCCGGGGCCGGUGGCAUUGGACCUGCGGGGAGCGGUGCCGACUGCGUACGCAAUGCCGGACAGCACCAAGAAGGCGCGGCUAGCGUUCCUCCAGAGUAUCGCGGCGCGCAACGGGGAGCUGGGUGAUGGGCAUGCCCGCAGCGAGCUGGCGUUCAUUUACGAGUUCAAGCACCCGAGCCCGCCGUUUCAGGUGCAGGACUUCGUGGACAGAGCGGCGGUGGAGAGGGGCAUGCAGCCGUUCCGGGAGCUCCUGCGGCAGCUCAAAAUCAGCUUGGACGACGAGAGGUUUCUGCUCAAGUGGCUGGUGCUGGCCGUGAGGCGCAAGGAGGUGCCGGCUCUGAUGGUGCAGAGCCCCAUCCUAAGCAGGCUCCUGCUUUACACCUUCAUCUCCCCAGCCGCAGUGUGCAACCUGAAGAUGCACGAGGCGCUGCCCGCGCACAGUCCGUCUGCGCUGUCGUACGUGGCCAUCAAGUGCAGCGAUGUCGGCGCGACGCUGCACACGACCAGCCCGCUGUGCAAUGUGCUCGAGCAGCGCCAGGCCAGGCACGAGCUGUUCGAAAGAAACGAGGUCGGCUCCCCCGCACCACCCAUACUGCUGGACUGCGCGCCCGGCCACAUCCCAGCCCUGGCGGCAGGGGCAGGGAUCGGCACCGUCCGAGUGGUCCGCAGCGGCCUCGAUGCAGCGGGGUACCGGAAGGUCGACGACAAGUACCAAUGGGACCCCGUCAACCGAGCGGCCGUACAGCGCUCCAUCGUGUUUGCCGCAAUUCGCGGAGCGCAGCUGCUCCAGUCGGACAAGGGCCUCCUGAUGGAGCCGAAGAGCCCGCCCUUGCUGAGCGAGCUGGGGCCCCACGCGGGGAAGGUCCUCAAGCCGCGGCUGCCCUUCAAGAAGGACACCUUCCGACAGGUGCUGCUCGCUGUGCUGGAGAGCAUCGAACACACCGACAUCAUCGCCUACGACUCCACGGACAGCAAGGGCGUCGACUUGCGCAUGCUGUGCACGGUGGUGUUCCUGCUGUGGGCGCCCCUCAAGUGGAAAACUUUUUGCGAGGAGAAGAAGCGAUGGCGAGACCUGUUUGACGAGGUGGCAGAAGAGGCCGCAAAACGGGGCCGCGCGGACAUUGUACGCGAGCGAAUGUUCCAAGCCGGGCAGAGGGGCAGCCCCCUAGGCAAGAGGAUCGAGGCGUUGGGGUCAUGCUCGGUCUAUGACGCCGUAGCAAGCCCCGACCACCUAGCCGAACAGUCGGGGGGCCAGCGGAUCUUGCGCAUGCAGAUAGUGGCCGACGAACUAGAGGCCAUUUUUCCGGAGGAGACCCUUGAAAGGUACCGCACUUGUUUAGAGGGCGAAUGCAGCGAUGGAGAUGGGCAGCGCCACCUCCGAGACUUGUGCGCUUUGAAGCACCGCCUGGCGCGCAGAAAGGCAAUGAGAGAGAGUCCGCUGGCUCUGUUCACAAGCUUGAAGGAGAAGCUUGAAGCUCGAUUUGUAGAAGAGUUCCCCAAUGAAGAGAUUCCGUUUGAGGAGACCAACGAAACUGCUGACGGGGUAGAGAAAUAUGUCAAGCGACUGACAGACGACAUCUUGCGUUUGAGACAGAGGGCCGCAACACAAGCGGAGGGGUGAUAGAAAGGGAACAUGUUAGAGGAUGCCUUCUAUAAAAUCGUGUUGAGAGCUAGGGGCCCCAGAAAGCUAGAUUAUGUGACGUCGUUUUACGAAUUCGCUCGAGGAGCUCGCAAUACGUAGGCUCGGUCUCCGUGUUUGAAUCUGCGCGGGCUUUGUGUUGCAAAUAAAUGCUUGUCGACGUUCUAAAAUCAGGUGCUUCAUCACAAA
Klebsormidium nitens is the source of this 2184-nucleotide messenger RNA. The record is from the annotation of a GenBank genome assembly. Lineage: Eukaryota; Viridiplantae; Streptophyta; Klebsormidiophyceae; Klebsormidiales; Klebsormidiaceae.